UCAUCUCGACUAGAUAGAGUGUGAUAUUUUUUAAGGGCUUAAAUAAUAGUUAGCUUAAAAAAGAAAGGAGAAGAAAAGUUUUACUUUUAGAAAGAAAAAAAUCAUUUAAACGAAGCAACAUCUGCCCAAAUUGAUUGAAAUUAUAAUUUCCUAUUAACUCUGACCGUCGCUGUAGAGUUGACGGCAAAAUUAAACCGCCGCUCUAAGCAGUCCCGCCUCCGAUCUUCUCCAAUCCCUGACUCUGUACAGAUCCACUUUUGAUCGUAUUCGGAGUUUAUCCGAUCCCCGGAAUUAAUCGAAAGCACAGUGAAAGAAAUUGGCUGCACGCAGUUCUUUCAGAGAUCGAUAAACAUGGUGACCGACAUACUUCUUCAAAUUGCUCUCAUCCUCGUAAUGGUCGUCAUGUUCCUCGCUAUGCACAAUAUUCCGCAGAGAUACUUCGCCAAGCUCCGAUUGCGCUUCCGAUCCAACGUCGAAUCUAAACGCCACUUCGUGAGAGGCGCUCAGCUUCUCGCUCGAGCGAGAUCUGCUCCGUCGCGCUCCUCGGCCACAUCGUUAGCAGAAGAAGUCGUAGCGGAAGCCAAUAAGGCCAUAGCUCUGGAUCCUAAGGAUGCCGCCGCUCACAUCCUCAAAGCUUUGGCUCUCGACACUCAAGGAUUCAAAACCUCUGCUCUGGAAUCGCUCGAUACAGCUCUAUCGCCGCUCGUCGCUAAGUCGCUCAGCGAUGAAGAACGAGGCGACGCGUUGUUCAAGCGAGCUGAGUUGAAGAUGUCCACGAAUCGACGAGCCCUAGUUGACUCGGCUUUGGCUGAUUUGACCGAGUCCGUGACACUGAGUCAGAAUGCAAAUUCCUACUAUUGGUUGGGGAAAUGCUAUGAGACGAAGAAACUGAGAGAAGAGGCCAAGAAAGCAUAUGAAGAAGCUUUGAAUAUCGAACCACGAUUAUCCAAUGCUAGGGAGGCAUUGGAACGUCUAUCAUCAUCGCAAUCAAGCUGAUGUCUACUGUGAUCUAUGGAAUGUCAACGCUAGAAGAUAAGAGCAUCUUUCAAUUUUUCCAGGAAGACGAACCAAGCUUGGCUUCAAAUGUCAGAUGAUUAAUGGAAACUAAUAUUUCUCUUGCAGUAGAUUCACCCUUUUCAAUUCCAAGAGAAUUUAAGUAUUUGCACAUCUCAUCAAAUUGUGCAAAUCAAAACUUGUUAAGUUUUACUUUCACUUUUUGUUGGAUGCCCAAAGAUGAGCCAUGCCUGCAUCCAUGGGUUCAUUUGACAAACACAACCAUAUUUGAAUUACCACUUCGAGGAAUCUUUAUCAAUUUUUGUUUGAAGGAAUAUUAUGGGCUUCCGAACAAAGCUCGUUAUAGUCAAAAGAAUGAUUACUCAAA
Molecule: messenger RNA, 1381 nt
Organism: Cucumis sativus (cucumber)
Lineage: Eukaryota; Viridiplantae; Streptophyta; Magnoliopsida; Cucurbitales; Cucurbitaceae
Exons: 2
Coding region: 352-996 (214 amino acids)
Molecular function (GO): protein binding
Source: RefSeq, a predicted model, not a curated record